Phalaenopsis equestris is the source of this 1632-nucleotide messenger RNA. Its product is annotated as glutamate-1-semialdehyde 2,1-aminomutase, chloroplastic-like. The transcript has 3 exons. Bases 45 to 1463 code for a protein of 472 amino acids. The record is from RefSeq and is a predicted model, not a curated record. Gene Ontology annotation, biological process: tetrapyrrole biosynthetic process. Gene Ontology annotation, molecular function: pyridoxal phosphate binding; glutamate-1-semialdehyde 2,1-aminomutase activity; transaminase activity. Gene Ontology annotation, cellular component: chloroplast. NCBI's taxonomy places the organism in Eukaryota, Viridiplantae, Streptophyta, Magnoliopsida, Asparagales, Orchidaceae.
CAAUCUACAUUGGAGCCUCGCUCGCGAGCGAGCUUGAGGAAGAAAUGGCGAGUGUCUCGGGUGCUGGUCUCUGCUGGAGUUCGAACAUCUCCUUACCUCCGUCCUCAAAGCCCUCUGCUCCGCUUCCUCGCCGGACCUCCUCUGUCAUUAGAAGCGCCGUCUCUGUUGAGAGGAAGAGAUUAAAUCUGCAGAAGUCCGAAGAGAUCUUUGAAGCUGCCAAGGAGUUGAUGCCUGGAGGUGUGAAUUCUCCAGUACGUGCUUUUAAAUCCGUCGGGGGACAGCCCAUCGUUUUCGAUUCUGCGAAGGGCUCUCGAGUUUGCGAUGUUGAUGGUAAUGAGUAUAUUGAUUAUGUGCUCUCAUGGGGGCCAGCUAUCAUUGGCCAUGCUGAUGACAAGGUUAAUGCUGCCUUAAUAGAAGCUGUUAGAAAAGGCACGAGUUUUGGAGCUCCAUGCAUCUUGGAGAACACAUUGGCGGAAAUGGUCAUCUCUGCCGUUCCCAGUGUCGAGAUGGUUCGGUUUGUUAACUCCGGAACCGAAGCAUGCAUGGGUGCUCUGCGUCUCGCCCGUGCCUUCACUGGCCGUCCGAAAAUCAUAAAAUUUGAGGGCUGCUAUCAUGGUCAUGCUGACUCGUUCCUCGUCAAAGCCGGCAGCGGUGUCGCCACCCUUGGCCUCCCUGACUCCCCCGGCGUCCCUAAGGCGGCUACUGCAGAUACUCUAACUGCUCCAUACAAUGACAUCGAAUCCGUGAAGAAUCUUUUUGAGAGCCAUAAAGGCGAGAUCGCUGCAGUGAUAAUCGAACCAGUUGUUGGAAAUGCCGGAUUCAUCACGCCGAAGCCCGGUUUCCUGGAAGCCCUGCGCCAAAUUACAGAGGAAGAAGAUUCUCUUCUCAUCUUCGAUGAAGUCAUGACCGGAUUCCGACUUUCUUACGGUGGAGCUCAGGAGUAUUUCGGCGUAACUCCCGAUUUAACCACUUUGGGGAAGAUUAUCGGCGGCGGUUUACCUGUCGGUGCUUAUGGAGGGAAGAGGAAAAUCAUGGAGAUGGUGGCUCCUUCUGGUCCGAUGUAUCAGGCAGGAACUUUAAGUGGAAAUCCAUUAGCCAUGACUGCUGGAAUUCACACCCUUAGAAGGUUGCGAGAAUCAGAGUGUUACGAGUACUUGGAUGAGAUCACCGGAAAGCUGAUUUCAGGAAUUCUGAAAGGCGGUAGAGAUGCGGGACACGAGCUCUCCGGUGGCUAUGUAGGAGGAAUGUUUGGUUUUUUCUUCACAGAGGGGCCUGUAUUUAAUUAUGAAAAUGCAAAAAAAAGUGACACGACAAAAUUUGCGAGGUUUCACAGGGGUAUGCUGGAAGAAGGUGUUUAUCUUGCUCCAUCCCAGUUUGAAGCAGGAUUUACAAGCAUAGCUCAUACUUCUUCUGAUAUUGAAGAAACUAUUGAGGCUGCCAUUAAAGUUUUUCAGAGCUUAUAAUUUGGGUUAGUAGCUUUGAAACCUUGAUUCUGUUGUUCAUUCUACCUUUCAUUUUUUCUUUGGUUAUUUGUGUUCAGUAAACUUUGCUAUGAGGUUUUAUUUGUUGGAAAUUUUGCACUUUUAAGAACCUCUUUAUUUUUUUAAUGAGUACAUACAUUGUAGUUUUUCA